AGGUGGUUUGUAACUGGGGAGGUCUCUCCUGAGGGUGCCUUGGCGCUUGGGAAGUCGACCGGAGGGCGGUGGCCCUGCCGGGGAGGCACCCGCAGGAGACUGGGGCGGCGUGAGGUCUCUCCUGUCCCUGCGGACAACCCCCGGAGCUGUUUUCCUGGGGGUCCCUCCCGCACCCGGAGCUUGGCUGGCCUGGGGCCCUGCCUCUGUGACCAGAACAAGUGUCUUCUUGCAAGGACAGAGUUGGGUCCUGCCCUGGGACUCUCACCCCCUGCUUGGGGUUCGGGCGAAGCUGAAGGACUGCCAGGAAGGAGCUGGGAGCAAGUCUGGCUGAUGGGGAGGACCUGGAAGGCCAGGGCACUGGCUCCCCCAGGCCAGCUCCAAGCGGCCCCUUCGCCACCUCCAGCCUCCUGCUCCCGCUUCCGGCCUUCAUUCUCACCCAGGUGGCCUCGGGACGUUGGUUUCGGAAGUGCCUUUGGGGCUGGAGGUUAUCAAGGAGGAAGAGGCAAUUGGUCAGUCCGCUGGCAGGGAUUUGCUCUCUCAGUAGACAGGAACAGAGGCUUUCUUCACUGGUGAGAGGGUGGGUGAGGGUAGCUGGGGUCCUUGCCCUGGGGUGCUCACAGUCCACCUGGAGAUAAGAUAAUCUCAGCACUGAGCAGGCCGAGCAAAGGUCAGGAGUUGGUGAAGGCGCUGUGGCAGAGGAGGGUGGUUUUCCUGAGGGCCUGGGGCAGUGCUGAGGGAGGCUACAGAGGAAGGAGGGCCUUAGAGCCCCUCUGCUAACCGCCAUCCAGGAGGCAGGGGCAUGGCUAGCAUGAUCUCCUGCAAAGGUGGCGGAGUUGGCGUCCUUUUGUGUGCCACCGCCUACAAGAUUCUUUGUUCAGCUCUGACAGUGGCUUUAGCAACUAUCGUGGGAUCCUGAAUUGGUGUGUGGUGAUGCUGAUCUUGAGCAAUGCACGGUUAUUUUUAGAAAACCUCAUCAAGUACGGCAUCCUGGUGGACCCCAUCCAGGUGGUGUCUCUGUUCCUGAAGGACCCCUACAGCUGGCCUGCCCUGUGUCUAGUUAUUGUGGCCAAUGUCUUUGCCGUGGCUGCGUUCCAGGUGGAGAAGCGCCUUGCGGCGGGUGCCCUGACGGAGCAGGCAGGGCUGCUGCUGCACGUGGUCAACCUGGCCACCAUUCUCUGCUUCCCGGCGGCCGUGGCCUUGCUGCUUGAGUCCAUCACUCCAGUGGGCUCCGUGCUGGCUCUGACGGUGCACACCAUCCUCUUCCUCAAGCUCGUCUCCUACCGGGAUGUCAACUUGUGGUGCCGAGAGCGAAGGGGCAAGGCCAAGGCCAAGCCCGCUUCUGCAGGAAAGAAGGCCAACGGGGCAGCUGCCCAGCACACUGUGAGCUACCCCGACAACCUGACCUACCGUGAUCUGUACUACUUUCUCUUGGCCCCAACUCUGUGCUAUGAGCUCAACUUUCCCCGCUCUCCCCGAAUCCGAAAGCGCUUCCUGCUGCGGCGGCUCCUUGAGAUGCUGUUUUUGACUCAGCUCCAGGUGGGCCUAAUCCAGCAGUGGAUGGUUCCCACCAUCCAGAACUCCAUGAAGCCUUUCAAGGAUAUGGAUUACUCACGCAUCAUCGAGCGCCUCCUGAAGCUGGCGGUCCCCAAUCACCUCAUCUGGCUCAUCUUCUUCUACUGGUUCUUCCACUCCUGCAUGAACGCCGUGGCAGAGCUCAUGCAGUUUGGAGACCGGGAGUUCUACCGGGACUGGUGGAACUCUGAGUCUGUCACCUACUUCUGGCAGAACUGGAAUAUCCCUGUGCACAAGUGGUGCCUCAGACACUUCUACAAGCCCAUGCUUCGACGGGGCAGCAGCAAGUGGGUGGCCAGCACGGGGGUGUUCUUCGCCUCGGCUUUCUUCCACGAGUACCUGGUGAGCAUCCCUCUGCACAUGUUCCGCCUCUGGGCCUUCACAGGCAUGAUGGCUCAGAUCCCGCUGGCCUGGAUAGUGAGCCGCUUCUUCCAGGGGAACUACGGCAACGCAGCCGUGUGGCUGACGCUCAUCAUCGGGCAGCCAGUGGCCGUGCUCAUGUAUGUCCACGACUACUACGUGCUCAACUAUGAGGCCCCCGUGGCAGGGGCCUGAGCUGCUCCAAGGCUGGGCCUCUCUGCCACCUCCUGUCACCUCACUGCCCACGAGCCCGCCCCGCCUGUGCGCCAGGGAGGGGGCUUGGCUGUCUGUUGUCUCCUCCCAGCCCCGGAAGGCCUCUCCGCCCCCAUGGGGCUCCUUCCUGCCCUGCUCAGGGACGGCAGACCAGGCGCAGGCCAGUGUCCCGGGAACCUGUGCCGAUCCUGCCCAAGGGUCUGAGGGGAUCAAUAAAGUGCUGUCC
Molecule: messenger RNA, 2371 nt
Organism: Zalophus californianus (California sea lion)
Lineage: Eukaryota; Metazoa; Chordata; Mammalia; Carnivora; Otariidae
Gene: DGAT1
Product: diacylglycerol O-acyltransferase 1
Exons: 17
Coding region: 931-2127 (398 amino acids)
Biological process (GO): triglyceride biosynthetic process
Cellular component (GO): endoplasmic reticulum membrane
Molecular function (GO): diacylglycerol O-acyltransferase activity
Source: RefSeq, a predicted model, not a curated record